Messenger RNA from Nezara viridula (southern green stink bug), 2997 nucleotides. Lineage: Eukaryota; Metazoa; Arthropoda; Insecta; Hemiptera; Pentatomidae. The record is from the annotation of a GenBank genome assembly.
GACUUUCAGAUCACCAGACUCUCCCACUUCGACUAUGUCACCCCCGAGGACCUGGAGAAGAUCAGCAUGGGCAGGCCUGCCGCCCGGAGACUGCUGGAGGCCGCCAAGAAGAGAAGGGCCUCGCAGUGGAGGAAGAGCCUGCUGAAGAGGGUGAUCCCCGGGGUUGCCACGGCCAAGUCCUCCGGGAAGAAGGUCGACUCAGAGAUAUCUUCCGCCCUCACCUGCCUUAUCCAGGAGAAAGAUGUCCUGCUGGGGAAUAAACUUGGAGAUGGAUCAUUUGGAGUUGUACGGAAGGGAGAAUGGACGACGCCUAGCGGCAGGACAAAACCUGUCGCUGUCAAAGUCCUUAAAGCAGAUGCCCUCACCCAGCCUGGUGUCUUCGAAGACUUUAUGAGGGAAGUACAAGCCAUGCAUUCGUUAGACCAUCCAAAACUCAUCAGGUUGUACGGUAUCGUGCUGAGCCAACCGUUGAUGAUGAUCACCGAACUCGCUCCCCACGGAUCUCUUUUAGACUACCUUCGGAAGCAGCUGGGACAACUCUCUGUCAGCCUUCUGUGGGAUUACGCUACUCAGGUCGCUCAGGGUAUGGCCUACCUGGAAGCUAAGAGGUAUCUUCAUAGGGAUCUCGCCUGCAGAAAUGUCCUUAUGUCUGCUAUCGAUCAGGUAAAAAUUGGCGACUUUGGACUGAUGAGAGCUAUCCCUGAGGAGACAGACUGCUACGUGAUGACUGCUCACUCCCGAGUACCAUUUCCUUGGUGUGCACCAGAGUCUUUGCGGAGGCGGCAGUUCUCACAUGCUUCCGAUGCCUGGAUGUGGUCUGUUGCGGUCUGGGAGAUGUUCACCUUCGGCGAGGAGCCUUGGAUCGGCCUCAAUGGUACAGAGAUUUUGGUGAAAAUCGACAAAGAAGGAGAAAGAUUAUAUAAACCCGAAGCGUGCCCUCCUAAACUGUACACCUUGAUGUUGCAGUGUUGGGACAGAGAACCAUCCGAAAGACCAAGCUUCCAGACGAUACAUUCUGUGAUGUGCCGAGAGGCACCAAGCAUAGUCAAGGUGAAAGAAGAGCCUACAGUACCUGAAUCGGAGCCACCAGGGCCUCUACUGAAUUCCGUCAGUGUCGGCGACUCUUUGGUUCUCAUCGAAGCUUACUCGGAAAUGUAUUGGGCUAAAGCCCAGUCUCUCGUCAGCUAUAACAUUGGUUACAUUCCAAGGUUUUGCCUCUCCAGCGGUAAGAUGGAUGGUUCUGAUAUUUCGCUUCCUCUCGAUAACUCAUUCAUUCACACCGGCCAUGGAUCUAUCGGAGGAGGUAAAACGUGGGGCUCUCCUUCGGUGAUCGACCCUGUGUACCUCAAUAACCCCAUGACGCCUCCGGAUCUCUUGGGAAUCCAACCACAAAACAAUACUAGAAAGAGCCUGAAAGUUACAACGACGAUGAAAGGCAGUCGCCAGUUCUCUUACAGGCGGCUUGUGUGCGAGAGUGGUAAGAGCUCCACAAACGAUCGAAAGCAGUCCAAGUUACCGCCAGAGCGGCCGCCUCCUCCAAACGUCGGGCAGUUAAUUGACAUCCCCUCGUCCCCGAGGCAUACUGUUAUAGACCAGCCCAUCAGCCAGCCAGUUGACGAGUCUGGUUGGGAUUCUGGUUACCCUUCGUCUGUGCAGGACAACUUACGAUCACGAUCACCCGACCCCUUUGAUACUUCCAAUGUCUUUCAACCUGAUUGGAAUUCAGAUAGACCAUUCGAACCUCCGGACUGGCCCAUCAACCAUGACCCCAUAGUCCCGACUCCAGACUUCGAUAUCGUAGAAAUGGGAACUCAGUCUGUUCCUCCACCUCAACAGCCUCCGCCUCAAAACACAUCUCAAACUUAUUGUAAUGGAGCAGCUUUCGCAGACUCGUCUUUGCCUCCGAAUCUUCCUGUGAAACAGAGGAGAGGAAAUUACGAACCAGUUGUCAACAACUCUCAAGGGGAUUUCAUGAAUGAACUUCAAAAUGUCCUCUCGAAAAGAAGCGACAUUCCAAAAUUGGAUCCACCCAAAGGUAAAAGCUUAUCAGUUCGUAACAAGUGGGAAAGCAAAGAUAUAAACUUACGUAGCGAAAGAACACAGUCAGCUUGGUAUGGAAAUCUGGAUCCUUACGCUCCGACGCCAUUACCUGUCGAAGCGAGAAACGAUGAACUCAAUCAGAAGAAUUUAGAGCUCAUAAAUCGGUUAUCCAGUAUGAAAUCUUCUAUGGAAACCAAAAAUGCUCUAUAUAAUAGAGUAUCUCCAGUCAGUUUUAAUCAGCCGGCAGAAUAUAACAAUUUAACAGCACUUCGGGAACCGCAGUUUGGCAGUACAAGAUCGGUCAAUGAAAAUAGUUCUUACGAUAAGUACGCAGCUUUUUCGCAGUUUAGAAAUAUCGACCAGAGUUCGAAUGCACCUGCUUCGAGUUCAAAUGGUGUUGCUUAUAGUAAUGCACCUUGUUCCAGCGAUGUUAGCGUUACCUCGAAUACUUACUCCCAGCUGAACUCUGUGUACAGUUCAACGUCUCGGUAUAACGAUGUAGAGACUGGCGCCUAUGGCUGUUCAUCAAAGUAUAUAAACACGGAGGACGAUCUGUCUGAAAAAAUUGGCCAGAUGUGGCUCAAUUCUAAGGGAAUGUCGAAAGACAGUAUCAAAAUGCACAACCAGUUAGUUGCAGAAUGCAAAAAGAAAGCUCGGAACCUGUACGAUCCUGUUGAGGCUAACUAUCAGAGGAUAAAUUACUGUUCGACUAACCUUCAGAACGAGGACGCCGUCAGAGAGCUGAUGAGGGCUGUUGAAGGUGCAGAAGAAGAAGAAUGCAAGUCCGCGCUCCAGGCCAACGGCUGGGACCUCCAAGCCUCCCUUAGGUAUAUCAAGCUCCAGAGGCUUCUAAGGCUGGGCAUAGCAACAAACGAAGAAUGUAGGCUAGAAUUAGAAAAAUGCAAUUGGGAUGUUGUUGUCGCAGCCUCAAGGCUAUUAGACCGGGAUAAGACGUGA